AUGGAGAGAGAUGAUUACAUAGCGGAGAAAAAUAGAAUCUACCAUGCUGCAGAGCAGAAUGGGUACAAGAGAUGUUUUGUGGAGAAAAUCCUUCGGAAACACGAGAAGAAGAAAUGGAGAAAAAACAACACCACAUUAGAGCCUGAGAAGGAACAACACGAAAGGAUCAGCCUACCGUACUAUCCCAAAAUAACCAACACAGUCCAGUCUACACUCCGGAAACACGGAUUUCAUGUGGUGUACAAAAGUGAGAGCACCCUGAAAGACCUUUUGUGCAACCUGAAAGAUAGAAUUCCACCGGAUGAAAAAUCAGGGAUCUAUCAGAUUCCCUGCAAAGACUGUACUAGUGUAUACAUCGGUCAAACUCGUCGGAAAUUCAAAAUCCGCCUACGUGAACAUAAGAAUGCGGUGGAUAAUGAACGAGCCAACGAAUCAAGUGUGGCAGCACAUGCUUUAACUCAAGCCCACUGCGUAGACUGGGAGAAGGCAAAAAUUAUUAGAAAUGUACGAAAAGCCUCACAGUUGAAUGCAUGGGAAUCAAUGUACAUCUCAACCAGCGAUUCCCCACUUAUGAAUGAAGAAGAUGCACCAAUAUCAUCUCAACUCUUCCAUCUGACGAAGCUGAUAACUCAGCAAAAUAUAUCUUCGACAAGUAUUGAUAACCGUAUGAAUAUGGGUUAG
Molecule: messenger RNA, 681 nt
Organism: Toxorhynchites rutilus septentrionalis
Lineage: Eukaryota; Metazoa; Arthropoda; Insecta; Diptera; Culicidae
Exons: 1
Coding region: 1-681 (226 amino acids)
Source: RefSeq, a predicted model, not a curated record